Messenger RNA from Dendronephthya gigantea, 1296 nucleotides. Its product is annotated as transmembrane emp24 domain-containing protein-like. Gene Ontology annotation, cellular component: Golgi apparatus; COPII-coated ER to Golgi transport vesicle; endoplasmic reticulum-Golgi intermediate compartment. The record is from RefSeq and is a predicted model, not a curated record. Gene Ontology annotation, biological process: Golgi organization; endoplasmic reticulum to Golgi vesicle-mediated transport; intracellular protein transport. The coding region runs from base 117 to 752 and encodes 211 amino acids. NCBI's taxonomy places the organism in Eukaryota, Metazoa, Cnidaria, Anthozoa, Malacalcyonacea, Nephtheidae. The transcript has 4 exons.
CAGUUAUAUUUUUCGCCAUUGUGUUGUGGUCCAACUUCCAAGAGAAGAAACACAAGCCCUGACGUGGCGUUAAAGAGCUACCUUUUCCACAAUUUUAAGCAAAAUCCAGCCAUAAGAUGGCUCUGAAAUUUUGCAGUGUUUAUGCUUUGUAUGUGGCAACUGUAUUGUCUUUUUUUCCGCGGAUUUCAGUGUCGUUUUUCACUAACCUUGAGCCAUACGAGGAACAGUGUUACCACGAAAACGUAAAGAAAGGGCAAGUGUGGGGCUUUUUGUAUGAAGUAAGCGAGGGAGGCUUUCUUGAUAUCGACGCUAAGCUUACAGCACCAGAUGGCCAACAGAUGUACUCUCAAGAGAAGAAGACAGACGACUCUUAUUUUUUUACUGCAGAACAGGACGGAAAAUAUGUGUUCUGUUUAGGGAACAAGAAGUCGUCAUUAGUCCCAAAAUUAGUUUAUUUCAUGUUUGACUUUUUAAAUGAUGAGAAAAGAUAUAACGAAAAUGAAGAUGAUGGUCAUAAUAAGACAGUGUCUGAACUUGAAAAACUGGUUGGAGAAUUAAGUAUUGGAGUGAUUAAAACUAAACGUAAACAAGAGCAAUAUGAAGUGAGAAUGGAAUCACACCAUAACAUCAAUCUACAUACAAACCAAAUUGUCAGCUGGUGGUCAUUCUUUGAAUUUGCUCUUAUCAUUGGCAUGGCAUUAGGACAGGUUUACUACAUCAAAAGAUUCUUUGAAGUUAGAAGAGUUAUAUAAGAAGAUUCAUAGUGUUAUUUAUGGCUUUCUUAAGUGAUUUGCAGGUAGUUGAUGGUGAUCAUUAAAAGAAAGAGUCAAACAAACCACAUCACUUGUAUUUAUUUCUCACAUGUAAAAAAUUUCUAAUUCUAUGUUCACCAUCAUCUUCUUGCAAUGGUACUAACUGAAAUCCAGCUUCUAUCUAUUUUUUUCAAAGCUACAAAGAUAGUAUAGGCAACUGUGACCUUAUUACUAAGUGCUAGCAAAGUUUUUUGUCAAUACAUAAAAAAGGAUAUACUUGAGAAGUAAUUGUUACCUAGUUUUAUUACUAUGGAUUAAAAAAACAGUUCAAUUUAUAUGAUCAUGAAAUUAUUUCAAUACAUCUAGUAACUUAUUGGCAGGCAUAACUAUUAGCUAAGUCGAUCUUGGGUUUCCACAUUUGCUGCAGCACUGGAUUUUAUAUGAGCUGACUGUUGUGUUGUUGCCAGUGAGUUAAAUAUACCAAAAAAUAGGGAUUAUCAGUAGUUUUUUCAAAUAUAUUCAAUCAUAGAGGAGUAAAAGGACU